AUGGAGGAGGACAUGGAGAUUGACCGUAACGUCACUGGGAUCCUCGGAGAGGAUGUCUUCCUCCGCUGUCAGUACCUGGGACAGAAUGACAUCACAGACGCCUCAUGGAAACGCCCAGACUCUAGAAUGAAACGAUCGAUGAAGAAAUUAACAGGCUACAAGAACAACAAGACUUUCAGCAAAGACCCAGACUUCUCCGCCCCAGCCUCUCCCACUAAUCUGACUGUGAAGAUGAGGGUGUCUACUCUGGAGGCCCAGGGGGAGUACACAUGUGUGUUCGCCACCGAUGAAGAGGAGAUCACUAACAGCAUGUUUCUCACUGUUCUGGCUCGACCUGAUAUCUACACAGUGGUGACAGAGGACACAGACAACGCUACCCACUACCAGUCAGUCACAUGCUCAGCUACCAAUGGUAAACCUAUGGCUCUGAUUCGCUGGGAGAUCAACGGCAGCCCUCCUACUAACGAUUCCUCUGUGGGGAUGAGGAACACCAGUUAUACCAAUGGCACUGCCACUAUGACCAGCUUCCUUCGCUUCCCCACCCACCUACAGGAUCAGGACAGGGUGACCUGUGUGGUCCAGCACCCAACCCUGCCUGACCCCACCACACAUGUCACAGUGAGAGUGGAGACCUUCGUGGCUCCCAAUGUGACCAUUGAGACAUACCUGGUUCUAGAGUACGGGGAGGAGUUCUGGGUGGUUACCUGUGAUGCGGCCGGAGGGCGACCCCGAGCUGACAUCACCCUGAUGCUGCCCAAUCAGGAGGUCAGUUCCAUGCUACAGAAGGAGGUUGUCAUGGAUGCAGGAGACACAUGGGUCAGGUCAUACCGCUUCCCAGCUGAGCUUCAUGAAGGGGAAAACAUUACCUGCCUGUUUGACCACCCCAAGUUCCCACACAGAGAGCUUCGGACCGUCACUUUACCAGCAUUCUCUCUGUCUGCUGUUCGGCUGCAGAACCCAGGGUUGGCAGACAGCAGCAACGAGAGCCAGGCUGUAGAGUCAGUGGUUCUGGAGGAAGGACAGAGCAACACCACCAUCGGGCUAGAGGUCAUUGGGGAUGUACCACGUUACAGUAUAGUAUGCACCAAAGAAGAGCAGUCUCUCCCUGAGGGUGUGGCAGUAUUUGGCAGUGCUCUAACCCUGCAGGGUCCUGUCGAGCUCUACCAUGCAGGGCUGUAUGAGUGUGAGGCCUCCUACUACAGCCACAGGGCAUCUGUACUGCUGGACAUUACCGUUAACCCACAUGUCAAGCAGCCUGUGCCUAUGGACCCUGGUAAAAUGUUUGGGAUGUAG
Molecule: messenger RNA, 1293 nt
Organism: Salvelinus namaycush (lake trout)
Lineage: Eukaryota; Metazoa; Chordata; Actinopteri; Salmoniformes; Salmonidae
Exons: 6
Coding region: 1-1293 (430 amino acids)
Biological process (GO): homophilic cell-cell adhesion; heterophilic cell-cell adhesion
Cellular component (GO): adherens junction
Source: RefSeq, a predicted model, not a curated record